AUGUUUGAUGUGGUUCCUGAUUCUUAUUUGGCUGAUAUAUUGUUUCACAACAGGGUCGACGAUAGAUGUGGAAUAACAGUCAUAACACAACCUCCAAGUCAUGUGAUUGAAGCCAUCUGUUUGAUACAGAAACGUCUGAGUCAAGUAAUAGAUUCCCAGCGACUAUGGCUCACCCCAUCCGAGAAUUUACAUCUCACGUUGCUGGAGCUCAUAUACAAUUGCAGUCAGGCUCAAGUCGAGGAAGUACUUUUACAAUUGAAUGAGAGGCAUAGCCUCCAAGAACUUUUAAGCUACAUUGUUUCUGUUAGUCCUGUACUUCAUGCGCCAAAAUUGAAAUUAACGCCAUCAGCAAUAAUUCUGAUUUUCUCUUCGAAAGACAAACCAAUUCCAUUAUCCCAAUAUAAACUACUACUUCGUGAUAAGGUUCAAAUUGACUUGUCAGGAUAUUCUGUGCCCAGAUAUAGCACCACUACCGAAACUGGCCAUAUUACUUUAGCAAGAUUCAUAGCACAAAUCAAGUCGUCGGAUGUGCAACAGCUUGAAUCACUGGUCAGUGGAAUCAAUGAUACCCUUCGUGAUCUCGUAUGGCACGCCAAUAACGAAGUUAACGUUCGUAGUGGGCCCGUGUGGUAUGGAGGUGGUCAUCGGGAGCUCGCCGCCGCUAAUGGUAUUAGAAAUUAA
Sugiyamaella lignohabitans is the source of this 681-nucleotide messenger RNA. RefSeq lists its product as uncharacterized. NCBI's taxonomy places the organism in Eukaryota, Fungi, Ascomycota, Dipodascomycetes, Dipodascales, Trichomonascaceae. Bases 1 to 681 code for a protein of 226 amino acids. The record is from RefSeq and is a predicted model, not a curated record. The transcript has a single exon.